This is a messenger RNA of Malus domestica (apple), 2331 nucleotides long. RefSeq lists its product as uncharacterized. The record is from RefSeq and is a predicted model, not a curated record. Gene Ontology annotation, molecular function: fluoride transmembrane transporter activity. Lineage: Eukaryota; Viridiplantae; Streptophyta; Magnoliopsida; Rosales; Rosaceae. Gene Ontology annotation, biological process: fluoride transmembrane transport. Gene Ontology annotation, cellular component: plasma membrane.
CCGUUCCCUGCCCUACCCUGCCUUGCCCUGCCUUGCCCUGCCCUGGCUCCCAAAACUCCAUUCAUCUCUCUCUCUCUGUCUCUCUCUGAACCUUCCGACUUCCACUUUUCAAUGCCACAAUCAUCUUUUUUUUUUCUGCUCAUAUUUGUUUUUGUCUUCCUCCCAUUGCUGCCGCCUUCAACAUCUCCAGCAGCCAUUCAAGACCAAAUUCGCGAACCCUUUCCGCGUUCAAAGAAUCAAUGUCACUUCAAGAGAAAUCAAGUGUUGUGGUUAUGGAGGAAGGGUACCGUGGGACAAAUGACACUGAACCCAGACGAAGCGUAUCCAAUGAUCGAACAAGCAGUGCCACUUCUUCAUUAAGGAGGCGGUCUUUAAGUUUAUCACAUGUUCAGCCUUCUCAAAUAGAUGAUGACAAUGAAAGUGAAUGUGUGUCAGAGGCAGGAGAUAUUGGCGAUCGGGCUCUUCACAGCAACAGGCACAGUGAGAGUGGCAGCGUCUGCUUGUUUCCUUCAGAGGAUGUUCAACUGCAAUCCUAUGGAUUCUGGGGUCAUGACCCUGUUGCAUCCAAAGCAAUUUCCCCUGUCACUCCCUUGCCAGAGGAAAUCAUAUCUCAUCUUUCCACUGAUGCGAUCAUAUCCGAGGACAAAAAGCCAGAAAAUACAACAAGGUUGCCAAAAUUCUUGGAAUAUGGUUCAUGCAUGACUCAUUUAGCAGUUUUUGGCAUUCUUGGGGUCUUAUCGAGAUAUCUUCUGCAAAAAUUGUUUGGCCCUGGAGUUGUAGGUGUAACAAGCGACAAAACCAUUCUCUACCUUGAUCUUCCUUCCAAUAUGGUUGGCUCUUUCUUGAUGGGGUGGUUUGGUGUUGUUUUCAAAGGAGAUAUAUCCUAUGUGUCAGAUUAUUUGGUCAUCGGAUUAUCAACUGGUUACUUGGGCAGCCUUACAACUUUCAGUGGUUGGAACCAGAAAAUGAUUGAACUCAGUGUUGAAGGACAUUGGGCUUUUGCUCUGCUCGGCUUUUUGAUAGGUUUGUUUCUUGCGGCCUACUCCCUCAUUUUUGGGGUAGAGACAGCAAAGGGUUUUCGGCAGAUUCUUGAGAGGAACUCAGUCUGUGGUAUUACCAGCUCUAGAAGGAGGUGGAGGGUUGACAGCUACAAGCGUCACUUGGUAGCUUUAGCAGUGUUGUUGCUGAUGCUAAGUUCUCUAUGGAGUAUAGGUGGAAUACAGUUAAGAGAGGAAUUUAACAGUAGCAGCAGCGAGGCGCAACUAUGGUUGGGUUGCAUAGUUGGACCUUUUGGUGUGUGGAUUCGGUGGUUCUUAGCCCGGCUUAAUGGACGUGGAUUAGGAAAGACUGGUUUGUUGAAAUGGGUUCCAUUUGGUACUUUAAUUGCCAAUGUUUCUGCAGCUUGUGUAAUGGCAGCCCUGUCUACUACGAAGAAAGCCGUGAAUACUAAGACUUGCGACAUUGUUGCAACAGGCAUACAAUUUGGAUUUCUAGGUUGCCUGAGUACUGUUUCUACCUUCAUUGCUGAGUUCAACGCAAUGAGAGAAAGCAAAUACCCUUGGAGAGCAUACGCAUAUGCCAUGGCUACGAUAUGCACCUCGUUUGGUUUGGGAAUCCUGAUAUAUUGUGUACCUGUUUGGACAAGGGCAUACAAGUAGUAGCAUGCUCAGGCCAUUAUUUUGAUGUUUAUUUUGUAGUUAUGCCUCAGGGAUCAUGUUUGCUUAACCCUGGUCUUCAGGAUGACCGAAAACAUGACACCUUGGUGCUUCUUGAGUGUGUAGCAGAGUCUUGCGGGAGAGACACGAAAUAUAUCCUCAUCUAUCUAUCUCCGUCCUCUCGCGAUGAUACAGAUGCAUGGGGGUAUAGACCCGGUUUGAUGUAAGUUUCAGCCAUCUCGUAGAACUAUCACCAGAUUGGUCUGACCAGCCGCAACCAAUGCUACCUUUAACACUGGCCAACUUCUUACCGUUCUACAGAUGCGUUGGCAUAACAUGGGGAAACAAAAGUAAUUGGGAAAUCCAUUUUUGAGUGUAUGAUUUCACUGGAAUGAUUUCUGAGAAUUGCAGAUGAUGCAACAAUUGCAGAGAAGAAAGCUAGUAUCAGAGCUGAAAUUUUCUCAUUGGAUUGUCAUCCUCGCACCAAAUGCGUGCAAAGAAUAUAUUACAGUUAGGGGAGGAGCAUCACACUCUCCAUCACAUAUACAAAAUCAUCCUGGCUACUCAAUCUAAGGUCACCUUAUGAAACGUUUACACUUGUCCUGAGUUAUAACUUAAUGAAAUCUAAUCUAAGAGACCACAUGGACUAUGAUCCAAUGGUUCACAUUAAAUCCUA